Molecule: messenger RNA, 585 nt
Organism: Pistacia vera
Lineage: Eukaryota; Viridiplantae; Streptophyta; Magnoliopsida; Sapindales; Anacardiaceae
Exons: 2
Coding region: 1-585 (194 amino acids)
Source: RefSeq, a predicted model, not a curated record
AUGAAAAAUCUUACAAAACUUGAAUUUGUAGCUCUUGAUAUUACGGGUAAGAAUUAUUUGUCGUGGAUUCUUGAUGCUGAAAUUCACUUAGGUGCUAUGGGUCUUGGUGUCACCAUCAAAGAAGGAAAUGAAUCAUCCAAUCAAGAUAAGGCUAAAGCCAUGUUUUUCCUUCGACAUCAUCUCCAUGAAGGAUUGAAAACUGAAUAUCUUACAGUAAAAGAUCCACUUACUCUUUGGGAAAAUUUGAAGGAAAGUUCGCCCAACAAACAAAAUAAUGAGCUAUUAAGGAAAAAUCAUGAAGUUCGCCCAAUAGGUUCUACUCCAUUCCCUGAAGUGAAUGUGACAAUAUCUAAUAAUCAUGGGCGUGGGGUACGUCAUGGCCAUGGUUGUGGUCGUGGUCGUGGCAAUGGUUGUGGUCAUGGCCGUGGACGUGGUCAAAGUCGUAAUAAUCACAACUGUGGUGGUUAUAACUAUAACUCUUCUAAUUAUAAAAGCCACCAGAAGUGGAAUAAUGAUGAAGAGAAAAAGGAAAAGGGCAAAAGUGGACAACAUAAAAAUUCGAAGAAUAGAGAAAAUAUGUGCUAA